AUGAAGAACCAAGGCGGGGAGACCAAAGCGGCCCCGCGGCCUGCUAGCUCUUCCAAAAUGAGCGGCGCUCUGGUGCUGGAGGAGGGCGACUCGCCGGAGGCUGCAGCACCCCUGGAAGCUCCUCUUGCGCAGGAGGACACCAAGUCCUCCCGGCCCGCCGUGCGUGACGUCUCCGAAGAGCUGAGCCGGCAGCUCGAGGACAUCUUGAACACGUACUGCGUGGAUGCCAGCCAGGAGGGCCCGGGCGAGGACGGCGGGCAGAGCGAGCCCGCCGAGCCGGAAGAAGCCGAGAAGUGUCGUAGCGAGUCCCCCCGGAACGGUGACCAGGAGACGGGCGGCCCCGAGAUGAACGGGGAGAAGGAGAUCACGAAGGGGACCGAAGAGUUUCGACCCGGCGAGGAGUGUGGGGAGCGGGAUCAGAAGAAGGCUCAGGAAAAGAAGAAAGCCAAGGGCCUGGGCAAAGAAAUCACUUUGCUGAUGCAGACGCUGAACACCCUGAGCACACCAGAGGAGAAACUAGCAGCUCUGUGCAAGAAAUACGCUGAGCUGCUGGAAGAGCACCGUAACUCCCAGAAGCAGAUGAAGAUCUUGCAGAAGAAGCAGACGCAGCUGGUGCAAGAGAAGGACCACCUGCAGAGCGAGCACAGCAAGGCCAUCCUGGCCCGCAGCAAGCUGGAGAGCCUGUGCCGCGAGCUCCAGAGACACAACCGCACCCUCAAGGAGGAGGGUGUCCAACGUGCGCGGGAGGAAGAGGAGAAGCGGAAGGAGGUGACAUCCCACUUCCAGGUGACGCUGAACGACAUCCAGCUCCAGAUGGAGCAGCACAACGAGAGGAACUCCAAGCUGCGCCAGGAGAACAUGGAGCUGGCAGAGCGACUCAAGAAGCUCAUCGAGCAGUACGAGCUGCGGGAGGAGCACAUCGAUAAGGUGUUCAAACACAAGGACCUGCAGCAGCAGCUGGUGGACGCCAAGCUCCAGCAGGCGCAGGAAAUGCUGAAGGAGGCAGAGGAGAGACACCAGCGGGAGAAGGACUUUCUGCUGAAGGAAGCUGUGGAAUCGCAGAGGAUGUGCGAGCUGAUGAAGCAGCAGGAGACUCAUCUCAAGCAGCAGCUUGCUCUCUACACAGAGAAGUUUGAAGAAUUCCAGAACACCCUUUCCAAAAGCAGCGAAGUGUUCACGACGUUUAAACAGGAGAUGGAGAAGAUGACGAAGAAAAUCAAGAAGCUGGAGAAAGAGACCACCAUGUACCGCUCUCGCUGGGAGAGCAGCAACAAGGCUCUCCUGGAGAUGGCUGAAGAGAAAACCCUUCGGGACAAAGAGUUAGAGGGGCUUCAGGUGAAAAUCCAGCGCUUGGAGAAGCUGUGCCGAGCCCUGCAAACGGAGCGCAAUGACCUCAACAAGAAGGUGCAGGACCUGUGUGCCCACGCGCCCCGGGCAGACACGGACCUGUUGGAGCCUUUGAAGGACCCAUCCCGGGACGGCCCCGAGGCGGCGCCGGGAGGCGCUCCGGCAGAGCAGCGCCUGGCUGAGGAUUGCCUUCGCUCGGGAAAGCCGCCACACAGCCCGGAUCCUGCGGAGAGCCUGGGAGAACUGAGCACGGGAGCCUUGGGGCAGAGUGGGACUGAGGAAGGCACUCAGGGCGCUGACUGAGCCCGCGGUAGGCAGAGGGAGGGCGAGGGAGGGUAACGUGAAUGUUUCCGUAGACUCGAUCUGAUGUCCCUCUCCUGGUCCUUGGAUGGGCGCGAGAGGACGGCCCUCCUGGGGAUUUGAGAUUGCCUAGCUUAGGUUCUUGGAGGGUUUUUAAAAUUUUAUAUAUAUAUA
Molecule: messenger RNA, 1821 nt
Organism: Leptosomus discolor (cuckoo roller)
Lineage: Eukaryota; Metazoa; Chordata; Aves; Leptosomiformes; Leptosomidae
Source: RefSeq, a predicted model, not a curated record